AUGGGGAGGACGCCAUGCUGUGAUAAGAAAGAUUUGAAGAAAGGGCCAUGGGGUCCUGAAGAAGAUGAGAUACUCAUAAACUAUAUCGAGAGACAUGGCCAUGGUAGUUGGCGUGCUCUUCCUAAGCUUGCUGGACUUCGUCGUUGCGGCAAGAGUUGCAGUCUCCGGUGGACGAAUUAUCUUAGGCCUGACAUAAAACGAGGUCCCUUCACCGUCGAUGAAGAGAAGCUCGUCAUUCAGCUCCAUGCCAUUCUGGGAAACAGGUGGGCGGCCAUUGCUUCUCAGUUACCAGGACGAACCGAUAACGAGAUCAAGAACCUAUGGAACACUCACUUAAAGAAACGCUUACUCUGGAUGGGUCUUGACCCACUGAUCCACGAGCCGUUCAACCCUUGGGGUCCAACCACGGCACCACGUUCCUCUCCUGCCACUCGUCACACGGCUCAAUGGGAGAGCACUAGGCUCGAAGCCGAGGCCCAUCUUUCCAAGAAGUCACUCUUCUUCAAUUCACCACCACCAUUGUUGAAACCUGACCCUGACUAUUUCCUACGCAUAUGGAACUCCGAAGUCGGAGAAUCGUUUGGGAAAUCGAACCAAGAAGCUAAAAGCGAGUGUCAAAGCCUGAUUUCGCAAGCAUCGUCGUCGAUGAAAUGCGGGUCGGUUUCGGGUGUCACGGUUGAUGUUUACCCCAAUAUAGCAGGGUCUUCGAGUUCAACCCCGAAAAGCAAUCGAAUUGAGGAUCCCAUUGAUGCAUCUUUCUCAUCCUGUUCGAACGAGUCCGAAGAUUCAUCAGACACUGCGUUGCAAUUGCUGUUGGAUUUCCCCAUUAACAAUGACAUGAGCUUCUUGGAAGAUGAUAAUUACGCCACACCCCCGCAAUGUUGACUGAAAUAUGAGCCAUACGAUUUGUAUAAAUAUUUUUCCCUUUAUUGCUUGAAUGUUGAAGCUAAUU
Molecule: messenger RNA, 952 nt
Organism: Hibiscus syriacus
Lineage: Eukaryota; Viridiplantae; Streptophyta; Magnoliopsida; Malvales; Malvaceae
Product: transcription factor MYB17-like
Exons: 3
Coding region: 1-885 (294 amino acids)
Source: RefSeq, a predicted model, not a curated record